This is a messenger RNA of Spinacia oleracea (spinach), 1648 nucleotides long. RefSeq names its product serine carboxypeptidase-like 50. The transcript has 4 exons. Gene Ontology annotation, molecular function: serine-type carboxypeptidase activity. Bases 53 to 1393 code for a protein of 446 amino acids. Gene Ontology annotation, biological process: proteolysis. The record is from RefSeq and is a predicted model, not a curated record. NCBI's taxonomy places the organism in Eukaryota, Viridiplantae, Streptophyta, Magnoliopsida, Caryophyllales, Amaranthaceae.
UAUCCUCAAAUCAUCACCAAUCAUACAACCAUAUCAUCUCCAAUACAACUCAAUGAAAACACUCAUCUUCUCAUUAUGUAUCCUUCUCCUCAACCUCACUCCUACAAUCAUUUCAUCAUCAACUCCAUUUCCACCCGAAUCAAGACCCACUAAAUCGGGUUACUUGAUUGUAAACUCAACUUCCAAAUCCUCAAUUUACUACACUUACUAUGAAGCCCAACAACCCAUUAUUUCACCCCUCUCAAAAACCCCACUUCUAAUAUGGCUCCAAGGAGGUCCUGGAUGUUCUUCCAUGGUGGGUAACUUCUACGAACUCGGCCCGUACCGGGUUAACCAUAAACUUGAGCUAGAGAAAAACCAUGGAUCAUGGAACCGGGUUUUCGGGCUUUUGUUUUUGGAUAAUCCAAUUGGAACCGGGUUCAGCAUUGCUGCUUCACAAAAUGAGAUUCCAAGAGAUCAACAUGGUGUAGCCAAACACCUUUUCUUGGCCAUUAAGUCAUUUAUUGCAUUGGAUAAACCAUUGUUUGGAACCCGACCCGUUUACAUCACGGGUGAAAGUUAUGCAGGGAAGUAUGGUCCAGCAAUUGGGUAUUACAUAAUAAGGAGAAACAGUGAGGUCCAAGAAUCUGAUCGGGUUAAUUUAGGUGGGGUUGCAAUUGGGAAUGGGUUAACUGACCCGAUAACCCAAGUGAUGACCCAUGGGUUGAAUGCUUACUAUAGUGGGUUAGUGAAUGAAAAACAGAGAAGGAAGUUGGAGGAAGCUCAAAGGGAGGUAGUUAAGUUAGUUAAGGAGGAGAAGUGGAGUGAGGCAACUGAUUCUAGGAAUGCACUACUGAAUGAGCUACAAAAGAUGACAGGUUUGGCUACUUUGUAUGACAUGACAAGGAAAACACCCUAUGAGUCCUACUUAGUAGAGAGAUUCUUGAGUAAUCCAGAGGUGAAAGCAGUGUUAAAAGUGAAUAGAACAAUCAUUUGGGAGGAAUGUAGCGAUGCAGUGAGCGAGGUUUUACACGAAGAUGUGAUGAAGAGUGUUAAGUUUAUGGUGGAAUUUUUGUUGCAGAAGAAGAGCAAAGUGUUGUUAUAUCAGGGGCAAAGGGACCUCAGAGACGGGGUGGUUUCGGUUGAAGCUUGGAUGAAGAAGCUUAAGUGGGAAGGGAUUGACAAGUUUGAGGAUCAAGAAAGGAAAGUGUGGAAAGUUAAAGGGGAAGUUGCUGGUUAUGUGCAGAAAUGGGGGAGUUUGACUCUUGCUGUAGUUUUGGGUGCAGGACAUUUUGUGCCUACUGAUCAGCCUGUGAAUUCUCAGGUCAUGAUCGAAGAUUGGGUGCUCGAAAGAGGAGAUUUUGCGAAUGAAGAAACCGAGGUUUCUCCAAGAAAUCCCAAGAAUUUUGUUUGAGAAUGAUCAUAUUCUUAGGAAUUUAUCUGUGAAUUUCAGUCCUGGGUUUAAAGGUAUAACAAAUAACAGUUGUGUUGUUCAUGCUUCAGAUUUGUCAGAAAGAUAUGUAAAUGUAUCACUUUCUUCGAUUGGAUUCGAGGUUAUAAUGUAUUACUUUUCAGUUUUCACACGAAUCCUCUGUAUAUAGAACUAGUUAAAAUAAAGUACUCGAAUUAGAUUGUAUUAGGGGUUAUGAUGUAUUACUUUUUACACGCA